AUGUAUUGGUUAUCUCUUCUCCCAUUGUCCCUUUUUCUAGUUUCUGUUCUCUCUGCACCCACGUACUUUGAUAAGUCUGCAAGUGCUCAAAAAGCCUCGUGUCUUGGAUACAGAUGCGUGGGAUUGGUUGAAGUAACUUUAGCGCAAAUCAUGGGAGAGAACUGGGACUUGCUAUUUUUGUGUGAUGCGUUACAGACCUGCUCCAGUGAAGAAAAAUCGUGUUCCGAUCUCGAAGAAUGGCAGAUUCAAGUUGUGGAUCUAACGUGUGAUUUUAUUCUUAAAAGAGCUUCAACCUCAACAAUAAGUCCUGCGACUUCUCAACAACCUUCUCAACAAGCAACUCUUGGAACCACAUCAUCCCCUCCGAAUCCUGUACAAACGCCCACAGUUGGUUCCAUUUUGUUCUCGGAUAUAGGGGAAUCUUCAUCGAUAUCUGAAGCCGAGGCUUCUACCGAUUCAUCCACAUCAACCUUCGAACAAUUUACAGCCCCAAUGAUAGGUGGACCGAUGGAUGUGGAGCCUUCGUCUCCAGAAACACCAUCGAGCACUGAGCCAGAUGUCUCAACUUCAUCGACGUCUGCUGUACCAGAAGUCUUCACAGAUCUAGCAAUAGAACUUCCAACUUCAGCGCCAGAAGCGUCUACAGAGUCAGCUACAUCUGUGCACUCCACUUCUGAGCCAGUCUCUACCGAUUCAUCCACAUUUGAGCCACCUGAAGGAUUGCCACAUACUCUUCCAGAGACUCCUGAGACUUCAUCUCCUGAACCGGAACCCUCUACCAGUGCCAUUGAACCAACUACAUUAGAACCCUCAACUUCUGAGUCAGCUGCCCUUACCGAUUCAUCGUCAUCCACAUUUGAACCAACUGCCACAUUUACCUGGCCUCCUUCAGAGAAUCCUGGGAAUUUGUCCACGGAACCAGAAGCUUCUACAGAUACCAUUGAGCCAUCUACACUUGAACCAUCUGCCACAGAGUCAAUCACCUUGCCUACACAGACUCCAGACUCUUCGUCCACAGAACCAGAAGUUUCUACAGCUCCCACUGUACCAACUACAUUUGGUCCAUCCACCUUUGAGCCAGAAAAUCCAGCGACUCUCGAGACUUCAUCUUCUGAACCAGGACCCUCUACACAUCCCACUCAACCUACAUUUGAACCAUCUGCCACAGAGCCAUUCACCUUGCUUCCACAGACUCCUGAGACUUUGUCCACGGAACCAGAAUCCUCAACAUCUCCCACUGAACCAACUACAUUUGAACCAUCAACUUCUGGUCCAGAUGUCACAUUUGAACCAUCUACCACAGAGCCAUUUACCUGGCUUCCUCCAUGGGCUAUUGAGACUUCAUCUACUGAGCCAGGAUCAUCUACAGCUCCCACUGAACUCAAUACAUUUGAACCAUCCACCUCUGGGCCAGAAUUCACUACCGACUUUCCAACUCUUGAGACAGAUGCAACCUUUCUUCCAACAACAACUGAAACUGAGCCACCAGUAACUGAGCCAACAUUUUGGACAACUCCAACUACCCCACCUUCCACUUCAACCCCUCUCAAAGUGUUAACCUCCGUUUGUCAGAAACGUUUGCUUGAUUCCGGCUCAUUUGCUGAAGACACCAUCACCAGAGCUUUCGAAUUUUUAGAAUUAAAUGUCGAUCGACAACACCAAUGCUUGAUCAUAAACUCUGGUCUCUAUAUUCAACACGCAGUAGAUUCAGUGAGAGAAGUUUGUGGGCAAAGUGAUGCGGAAUUCGUGAGCAUUAAACUCGUAUUUGGCAGAAGCGGUCAAAUCGAAGGAAAAGUCCUCAACGCCACAUACUCUCCAUUAGGUAAUCAAUCUGCAAUUGUGUUUCUUGGUAUUCCAUAUGUCGCUCCUCCGUUAGGAAAUCUUCGAUUCCAUAAACCAAAACCACAAACUCCUUGGAAGGGGAUUCUGGAGACAAAAUCAUACCGUCCGGCUUGUAUGAGCAAUGCCACGAAAACGUACAAAAACAGUGUUGGCGGACCAAUCUCGGAAGACUGCCUCUAUGCGAACGUCUUUACAAAUGAGUACUGUUUUGAAAAGAAAAACUGUUCCGUAAUGAUUGCAAUCCAUGGUGGGGAUUUCGUAUAUGAAUCUGCUUCAGCAUUCAAUCCAGAAAUUCUCAUCAACAAUUUCGUUGGACAGAAUAGAAAUAUUGUGGUGGUCUCUCUGAACUAUCGUUUAGGAGCUUUUGGAUUCAGACAAUUGGCUGGAGAUGUCGGAGGAAGAAAUCUAGGUCUUUUUGAUAUUCUCGCUGGAGUAAAAUGGGUGAGAAGAGAAAUUCGUAGUUUUGGAGGGAACAAGGAUAGGAUCACUUUGAUGGGACAUUCGGCAGGUGCAGAGUUAUCUGCUUUGUUUUCCAUCUCACCUUUGUCGAAAGGAUUGAUUCAUCAACAAAUUGUAAUGAGUGGUCCACUGACGAAUCUCUCAAAAAAGUCAAACUACAAAGCAAUGACAAAAGUAACAAAAAUCGUUGGGUGUUUGCCUGAAGAUGUGGGAUUCGAGAAAUUGUCGAAGGUUCAGUUGAAGAAAGCAUAUUCUUGUCUCCGUUCAAAACCCGCAGAAGAAAUUUUGGAUGCUGAAAUGCUCGUUAUGAGAGACACAACCUACUAUUUUGGACCACCUAAUGUUGAUGGAGAGUUUAUAGUAGACUACCCUGACAACGUUUUUCGUGAUAAUUCAGUUUUUCCGAUCAACACUAUGAUUGGUAUCACCACAGCUGAGCUUCGGGAUAACAUAUACAUCAAUGAACCAAAAAAUGCAAAUAAUCAGGAGGAACUUUUGAAAGAUGUUUGCGAACAUAUUGGCUUUGAAAUUUACAAGGAGCCGGAAAGAUUUGUAGAUCAAUGUGUGAGAUAUUACGGAAAUGACACACAAGCCCAAUACUUGUCAGAUGAUAUGGAAUUCUAUUCGAGAGCUAUUAGCACAGCGAAUUUACCUUUGAGUGAGAACACCAAAGUGUAUUUGUACAGUUAUGCCUACAGCGGAGCCGGACGUGCAUUCAACAAGUAUCUGAAUGUUCCAUCCCCACAUCAUUCUGAAGAUUUUAUCUACGUUUUUGGAACACAUCGGGGCGUUUUUGCCCCAAAAGAUUAUAUUAUUGAGCACAUGUAUACUGGAAUGUUCGCCAAUUUUAUAAAUUUUGGAAACCCAAGAUUGUCUGAAGAUCAGCCUUGGCUACAGUAUACCAAAGAAAAACGAGAGCAUUUUGUGAUCAAUUUUGAUGCAAAUUUCACAAUACCAGGAAAGAGAGAGUAUUAUUAUACGAAUGCAAUGAACUUCUGGCACAAUGCCGGUGAGAAAACCUUCCGUGAGCACUUCUCCAAAUCACUUGACACGUUUCACAUUGUCAAUUUGAACACUCCAAUUGUUUCUCAUAUCGAUGGAAUCUCAUCAGAUGGGGAUAAGAAAUUCGAGCAGACUGAAAUUUUGUUUAAAAUGUUAUUUCUAGCGUUCAUACUUUUCCUAUCAGCUCCAGUGGUCACAAUCCCAAACAGUUGUUUUGCGCCAGAAAUCAGAAAUGAAGCUAGAAAUUGUGUGAAUACGUUGGGUCCAAUGUAUGAUAAGUUGAAGGCGGCACUUGCUGGAUCAUGGAAAUCUCCAAAUAUUUCUAAAGAUAUUAAUGAUUUUUGUAUAACGUCGGUGAACUGCUACAAAUCUCUCCAACUGUGUGCUGGAAUCGACAAAAAUCUAAUUUCCGAAAUCGAUGGAAUUUGUGAUUUGUACAAUUUCCAAUCUGGCAAAUUCAAAGAUUGCUAUCAAAAAAUGGAUAGCAAUAACUAUGAUAACUGUGUGUACAGCUUCUUCAUGAGCCCACUUUAUGUUGAUGCUCCAACGAAUCGCCAACGUUGUCAAAGUCUGAAAUCUAAUGGGAAGUGUGUAAAGAAAAAGACACAGGAUGUGUGCUCAAAAGAUUAUGCCAGCGAUUUCGAUGACCACCUCGAUGGCCAACUCAAACGAUUCAGUUGUUAA
This is a messenger RNA of Caenorhabditis briggsae, 3987 nucleotides long. The coding region runs from base 1 to 3987 and encodes 1328 amino acids. The transcript is spliced from 18 exons. NCBI's taxonomy places the organism in Eukaryota, Metazoa, Nematoda, Chromadorea, Rhabditida, Rhabditidae. The record is from RefSeq and is a predicted model, not a curated record.